This is a messenger RNA of Mugil cephalus (flathead mullet), 2283 nucleotides long. RefSeq names its product motor neuron and pancreas homeobox protein 1-like. Gene Ontology annotation, molecular function: DNA-binding transcription factor activity, RNA polymerase II-specific; sequence-specific double-stranded DNA binding. The transcript is spliced from 3 exons. The record is from RefSeq and is a predicted model, not a curated record. Lineage: Eukaryota; Metazoa; Chordata; Actinopteri; Mugiliformes; Mugilidae. Gene Ontology annotation, cellular component: nucleus. Bases 279 to 1220 code for a protein of 313 amino acids. Gene Ontology annotation, biological process: neuron projection morphogenesis; spinal cord motor neuron cell fate specification; central nervous system development.
GGUGCUAUUCAGUGCGAGUAAUUUUUCUGCUCACCGUGGGACUGGGUGAAAUGUUUUUUUACGCACAGUGUUAAACUAGAGUAGGUCAGAGAGAAGACAUUUCUUCGACGAAGGGGAAUAACAAAGGGUCAGUGUGUGUGUUAAGAUAGCGUAUUCAGAAAUUAGAGGUCAAUUUAAAGUUCAUCUUGAAAGUUUGUCUUCAACUUUAAGCGAGCGCCUUUUCGUUGCUUGACAGCAACUGCGCGAAGGACACAUCUCGGAAGGGAGCGACUGCCACCAUGGAGAAAUCCAAAAACUUUCGCAUUGACGCGCUGCUGGCGCACGACGUGGGCCAGAGGACGGGCAGCGACGGCGUGUCCCCGGGGAUGUAUUACAGCAGAAGCCCCGGUGAUAGUCCAGUAUCCACCAGGAGCGGCUCAGAGACCCCUUCUCCUCAUCCAAACAAUACAAACUCUUCUCCAGUCCUGCAAGAAGCCAAAUCGAGAUCCGGUUUCUUCAGCCUGACCCAGCCAGGAUACGCUGCUCUGCAGCAAGUGGGUCUCAUCGGAAUGCACCCGGGCUCCAUGUAUCCUCUGGCGGCCCUCGGUGGCCAGUACCCCUCCUUCAUGUAUCCCGGCUUCACGCAGUUGGUCCAACCUUAUGCGGAGCAUCUGAAGGGGGCAACCAUGGCCGGAACGGCCCCCCUGGAGCCGUGGAUUAGAGCCGGGAUGAUGAUACCCAGACUGGGAGAGUAUGGCGCACCCGCUCAGGCAGGAUUGUUGGGGAAGUGUCGGCGGCCCAGGACGGCCUUCACCAGUCAGCAGCUGCUGGAACUGGAAAACCAGUUCAAGCUGAACAAGUACCUGUCCAGGCCUAAGCGCUUUGAGGUGGCGACUUCCCUCAUGUUGACAGAGACUCAGGUUAAGAUCUGGUUCCAGAACAGACGUAUGAAGUGGAAGAGAAGUCGCAAAUCCAAGGAACAAGUAAACCAAACCUCCGUGUCUGACACAGCAAGACCUGGGAUGGACAUCAGCUCUCAGAGCUCGAGUCUGGAGGACGAAGAUGAGAUAGAAGGGGAGGACGAGGAUGAAAAAGAGGAGAUAGAGGUGCUGAGGGAAAGCUCUUUAAGCUCUGUCAGCUUCAUAAGGCGUGCAGAAAGGGGAAUGGGGAACUACAGCUCUUACUCAGAGGAAGAAGAUGGAGGCCCAGGAACAAGAAGUGGGGCUUUCCCAUCGCCGUAAAUUUCAGUAUGCUGUUAUUGUAUGUCUUUUGUGUUUAUUAGAAAUGACAACACACAGUGCAAUCCGGUGCAAAACUAUGGUGUCACCAAGAAGAUCAAAUCAUAGUCCCAUAUCUCUAUCGAGACCUCUCACACAGGAAGAUAGGAGGCCGACAUCUACACACAGUACUGGGUUAUGAUUAAUACGUCACACCACCAGCAUGUUAUAUUAAAGCACCUGGACAUCUAAUGGUUUAAUAGUCAGCAGUUUAUGGAUAAGUUUUGGCUUCAAAAACAAAUAAUCCUGACGUAUAUAUUUUUUUCUCUAAAUUAUUUACUUUUGAUCAAAACAAUACAAAAGAAUUAGAGCCCAUGUCCCUGUCCAAUAAUGAAUUAUUGAAUUGAUGUUUGCAUACUUACACUGCAUGACUAGGGGGUAAUAGCACUUUUAUCUAGGGUACCAACACAAAAAAUGACACAAAAAUGACGUUCUAAAGAGUGUCAGUGUUACAUUAUUAUCCAUAUGUCCCGGUCUGUUACAAAGUUCUCGUAACUUUCCACCCUAUGGAAGAUUGUUAUGUAUAUAAGAAGACUUGGAUAAAUAUCAACUCUGUUAUUUUUUUUUUCAUUUUUUUAAUAUAUAUAUAAAUACAUUAUAUUGGUGUGGCAUGAAAAUGCUACUAUGGCUAGUAAAGUACUUUUUUGACGAAAUAUUGUCAUUUUUAUUGUUCUACUUUAUUUAAUGUUUUGCUUUAUAUUUUUUUUCUUGAAACUGCAUGUUAUGUUUAGAUAACACCACACGCAAAGAAAUGUCUGUACAUACUGAAGGUAUUUAAAAUCUUCUGACAGUGUCCUUGUAUUUUGUAAAAUACUGUCAAUAUAAUUUAACAUUUAUAGAAUUUAAUAUAUUUCAAUUAAGAUGCAACGUUAGAGGUUUUUGUGGACAUCAAUAGUUAGACUAAUAAAGGUGUGUUUAAUCCAAUAAGUUUGAAAUUAAUUAAGAUAGAACCGAAUGAGCAAAUGACAAUGUGCAGAACUCAUAAUUUAAGUGUUUGCUUUAAGUUGUAGGAUGACUUCCUUUGAAC